UUGGGAUUUCGUAACACGGCCCUAUUGAGUCGCGAAAAUGCCCUGUGUCAUCACCAAAGUGUGGAUACCGGUCACUACCGUAUGCAUAUUCCAUGCACUGCUUCGGCCUGUUUCGCCCUGAUUCAUCAGGCCAUGUUUCCACUGCACGGAUCCCACUGUGUGGUACUCGGUCGCGGACGUCUGGUCGGUGCACCGAUAGCCGAUCUGCUCGCUGGUCCCGGUUGUGCCACCGUGACCCAGUGUCAUAUUCACACACGAAAUUUAGAAGGGGAAGUAGCCCGUGCGGAUGUUCUGGUGUCUGGAGUUGGUCAUCCGGGCCUGGUGCGAGGCGAGUGGAUUAAACCAGGUUCAUUGGUCCUUGACUGUGGCUACAGUGUUGUACCAAUUGUGGUAUUUCCUUCGGAUGAGCAAAUCUUAAGUGCUCUGCAACAGAUUAAAGAUAUAGGUCGCCUUCAGGCCAUACCAUGGUCGAAUCGGAUUCGUGAACUGCCACGUUAUUCCAUUAUAAUGCGACUUCGCCUAACUGUUAUCUGUCGAUGA
This is a messenger RNA of Echinostoma caproni, 540 nucleotides long. NCBI's taxonomy places the organism in Eukaryota, Metazoa, Platyhelminthes, Trematoda, Plagiorchiida, Echinostomatidae. The record is from the annotation of a GenBank genome assembly.